AGGCCCGAAAAAUAUUUAAAUACAUAGACGAUGAAAGUGGUAUUAUUAAAACGUACUUUCAAUUUAUAGACAGUGUUACAGUCUUUCUCACGAUGAUCAUAGACAAUGUGGAAGCUUUGAAGUCAUGGCUGGCAAAACUCCUGGAGCCAAUAUGUGAAGCAGACCCAUCUGCAUUAGCAAACUAUGUUGUGGCUCUAGUGAAGAAGGACAAACCAGAGAAAGAGCUGAAAGCAUUCUGCGCAGAUCAACUCGAUGUUUUCCUACAGAAAGAGACAACAGGAUUUGUGGAUAAACUCUUUGAAUGUCUGACAUCAAAGAACUACUUGGGGAAUCCAUCUGCUAAGGAAACUCCCAAGGAGGAAGUUAAGCAACCUGCUGUCAAAUCUGAUGUUUUGGAGCCUGAGACAGCUGAAGAGGAGAGAGACAACAGGCGAAGGAGAAGUCCAUUGAGAAACCGCUCCGAUUUCAAUGACGCCAGGAGCCGGGACGACAGAAGGCGGGAUGAGCGCAAGCGUCGUGACCUCGAGCGACAUGGAAAAGGAGGUGGAGACCCAUACCGGGAGCGUGAGCGUCACGAGCGUCGCAGGGGCAGUCCCAGGGGGCGCAGCUACAGCCGAAGCCGAAGCAGGAGCAGCAGCCGAGGGAAGAGCAGGGACCGGGAGCACAGAGGCAGCAGAGACUUCAAGUCAAAGUUUGAGGCAGACAGGAAGGAUCCAGAAGGCUAUGGCUCCUCUACCACGUCCAGCUCCCAGCACCAGCACCCAACCCCCCUCCUGCCUCUGCCCCUUCCCCUCCCCCUGCCAAUCCAACAGCACCCCUUUUCCUCCUCCACCUCCUCUUCCUCAGCUGGAGUCUCGGGAGCUGGGGUAGUUUCUGUAGCAACACCAGCUCACCUGCCUGACAGCACCACAGACAGCUGGUCCAGUUUCUAUGGUGGCCAAAGGAAAGAUGGCAUAGGCAUCAAGCCAUUCAACAGCAAGGGUGUUUCACUCAAGCAGCGUUGCCGGGACUAUGAUGAGAAAGGAUUCUGUGUCCGUGGCGACCUCUGUCCGUUUGACCACGGCAACGACCCUCUCAUCGUUGAUGACGUGACCCUGCCUGGCAUGAUUCCCUUCCCUCCCCCACCUGUCAUGCCUCCCGCCCGGCUGCCUAUGCCUCCCAUCACAGAGCCUCCUCCCUCCCUCAGGAUGCCUUCUAUGCCUCCCUACAGCCAGCCACCGCCUCCUGGCGUAUUCCCUUUGACUGGAUCCCCACUAAUCGCAACCAGUGGGAUAGACACCCCCAACAACCAAUCAGCAAACUCGUCCUCCUCUCCUAUUGGACCUCCUGGUGUGGGGCUGCUGCCUACUCUUCCUCCUCCUCCUCCUCCUCCUCGUCCUCCUCCUCCUCCUCCUCCUCCUUCCUCCUCAUCUUCAACUGUGUCUCUUCGCCCCCAGUAUAUCCAGUCUGAAUAUAACUAUGACCCUGAGGGCUAUAACCCAGAAUCCCCAGGCUUGACGCUAGCAACUCGAAACAAGUACCGCCAGUUCAUUCCCCGGGUCCAGACCCAGCGGUCCAACCUCAUUGGACUGACCUCAGGGGAUGGGCAGGGCUCAAGAGCUGCCAACAUAGUGAUCCAGACAGAGCCUGCCACUGCUGCCAGCACACCCAGCACAAAUGUGACCCGGUUCAACACAGAGCAGGACAGCAGAAAGAGAGUCAUGGGGCCUAGCAGCAUGGAUGGGCCAGCUGCUAAAAAAACAUGGAUGGAUAAGCCAAGCUUUAAUAACCAACACAAAACCAGCUUCCCUAAGAGAAACCACUAUGUCAACACCAAGCUGGAGGUACGGAGGAUCCCCCGAGAGCUAAAUAACAUCACCAAACUCAAUGAACACUUCAGCAAGUUUGGAACCAUUGUCAAUAUCCAGGUGGUGUUUGGUGGAGACCCAGAGGCGGCACUGAUCCAGUACACAGCCAAUGAAGAAGCCAGACGGGCCAUCUCCAGCAUUGAGGCUGUUCUCAACAACCGCUUCAUCCGGGUCUACUGGCAUCGUGAGCCCGGUGCCACCACUGGCACCCAGCAGCAGGAACAGAACUUGGGAACCCAGGCAGGCGGAACGGGGCUAGGCCACAGCCAGGGACCACAGCACAGUAGUCUACAUAAGGGGAUCAAACAGCACAGUCCAGCAGCCUAUGUGUUGAACAAGACUGUUCCUAAGCAUCGGUUGCCGGGAGCGACCACGGCCCCCCCUGCAAGCAAACCGGAACCUGUGCAUCCAGGCACAGAGCCUGCCGCUGCUGUGUCUACCGUGACCACCACCCAGAAGGGCCCUUACACAUUGACAGCUGUCAAGGCCUCCAAGAGUCUGGGGAAAACUGCCAAAGCCCUGGAAGCACAGGAGGCCCUGAAAAAGAAACAGGAGGCACUCAAACUCCAGCAAGACAUGAUGAAGAAGAAGGAGGAGAUGUUUAAGACACAGAUUGAGUGUCAUAAGACACUGAUAAACCGUCUGGAAAACAACCGAGAUAUGAAGCCCGAGCAAAGAGCCAACAUCAUGAAGACACUGAAGGAGCUGAUGGAGAAGCUUUCCCAGCUGCAGAACGAGAUGAAUACUGCCUCACAGGCCUCCUCUGCCAACCCCAACCACAGCCAGCCCAAGAGCAAGAAUGAUGCCCAGAAAGAACUAUUGGAUGCUCAGCUUGACUUUCACAAAAAGAUGAGCUCAGGAGAGGAUACGACUGACCUGAGGAGAAAACUGGGACAAUUACAGAUGGAGGCAACCCAAUUGGGCCUGAUCAGACCUCCAACAGGUCGCGGUCGAGGUCGAGGGAGGAUGGCGUUGGAGCCAGGUGCAGUACUCAUGGGCCGUGGAAGAGCCCGAAGCCGGGAUAUGAUGUCACGUGGUGGGGCCCUGAACCGCAUGGUGGUGGACCACAGACCCAGAGCUCUAGCCAUCCUGGGGGUCACUCAGGAGGAGAAAGAAGAGCUUAUGCCGCACUUUGUGAAAUUCGGCGAGAUUGAAGACCUCCGUGACCAAGAUGCUACAAGCGUUGUCAUGACUUUCAAGACGCGAAGCGAGGCAGAGAAUGCAGCAAACCAGGGGGCUAAGUUUAAAGGUCGUGUCCUGCAGAUAUCUUGGUACAAGCCCAAGACGCCAGCUACUGCCACUGAGCCAGAGGAGGAAGAAGCAAAAGAGGAGGGCAACACAGAGGAAGUCAGCUCUUUCUUGCCAGCAGCAGGGGAUGAAGAUGAGGAGGAAGAGGACGAGGAUGAAGAUGAUGAAUACGAGAGCCGAUCUUGGAGACGAUGAAGGUGGCAUGGACUGUCAUUACUUGCUCUCGAGAGAGACCAUCAGUUAUUUUAUUGUUGUUUUUUCACGUAGAGCUUGAAAGACCAGAAGAUGGAGGUCGCCUUUUUUAUUUUGUUUUUUCCAGUCCAGUAUUUUGAAACUAAAGAAUCUAAGACUCUAAUCAGAAUGCAAAACAAAAGUCUUUACGUGGGUUAUUUGUGUAAAGAAGC
Lampris incognitus (smalleye Pacific opah) is the source of this 3499-nucleotide messenger RNA. RefSeq names its product RNA binding motif protein 27 (gene rbm27). The transcript has 21 exons. Gene Ontology annotation, cellular component: nucleus. The record is from RefSeq and is a predicted model, not a curated record. Lineage: Eukaryota; Metazoa; Chordata; Actinopteri; Lampriformes; Lampridae. Gene Ontology annotation, molecular function: RNA binding; metal ion binding. Bases 93 to 3290 code for a protein of 1065 amino acids. Gene Ontology annotation, biological process: mRNA processing.